UCUGGACCUCUGAACCUCUGGACCUCUGAUCAUCUGAACCUCUGGACAUCUGAACAUCUGGACAUCUGGACUUCUGAUCAUCUGAACUCCUGAACCUCUAGACAUCUGGACAUCUGAACCAUUAGUGUGGUGAUGAACAUGUUGUGUUGCUCUGUGCUCAGUGUGACAGACUGUGACUAAAUCUGAUCAGAUUAUCACCCUGACUCUCUCUCUGUGUCUCAGUGGGAGUCGGUGUCUCUUGCCUGCUGCAGAUGGUUACUCUCUCAGAGGAUCUGGACUCGUCAUGAAGCUUUGAACUUAAAAUUUCAUUUGGGAUUUUUCUUUAUCAUAAUCAGAGGUUUGUUUUCAUCUGAAGCCUGAAGACAGCCAGGAUGAUGCUGAAUGACCAGUGGACCAUCAUGAACAACAGCAGCUCAGAGCUCGACAGCAAACAACCAAAGAAACACAAGAGAUGCUGCAGUUUCCUGUUGUGGUCCGUCGUCAUGUUGAUCGUCAUAGCAGCCAUCGUCACGGCAACAGUCACCAUCCUGUACCUGAACCAGUAUCCUCUGCCCUUCAUCAGCAGGGGCGGAGUCUCCUCCUCCUCACCUGUGAUCUCGACCAACCCCAAAGAGUCUGGCGCCCUGGUGACGGUGUCCCGUGUCACAGCUGGAGAACCAAUCAGCAUCUUCCUGGAUCCGAACUGUCCAGACUACAGCGAGAACUUCCUGCGGUGGGAGGCACUGCAAAGCUCUCUGCUGCGAGCGCUGACCAAUCACAACACAGAAGACUGGCAAGAGAUGGGAUUGGUCCAGAAGCUGGCUGAGGAGCUGAAGGUGUUAUCAGGCCAUGCCCACAACCUGAGGCUGGAAGCUGAUUUUUUGAAAAGAGGUCAAGUUGUUCUGGACCAACGACUGGACGGCCUGCAGAGCGAGCAGAGCCGCAUCAUACAGGUGCUGUCUGACACUCACUCAGGUGUGUUGAAGCUGGCCGCAGGUUUCAGUGAUUCUUUGCUCAGCCUGCAGAGGGAGACAGACAGUCUGAGGAGGCUGAAGGGAGAGCUGCAGAAAGACAGAGUUGUCAGACCCAGAGACUGCAGUGAUGUCAUGGCGUCCGGCAUCUCUCAGGACGGAGUUUAUUCUGUGUUUCCAACUCACGACCCCGACGGCUUCAUGGUCUACUGUGACAUGACCACUGACGGAGGGGGGUGGACGGUGAUCCAGAGGAGGGAGGAUGGGUCAGUGAAUUUCUUCAGAGGAUGGGAUGCGUACAGAGAUGGCUUUGGAAUGACUACAGGAGAGCACUGGCUGGGUCUCCAGAGGAUCUACUCUCUGACCAGGUCUGGUGGUUUUGAGUUACGUAUCGACAUGGCGGACUACGAUAACGCCACGGCGUUUGCUCGGUAUGCGGACUUCUCUGUGGGUCGGGACUCAGUGAACCCUGAGGAGGACGGGUAUCCGCUGACUGUGGACCAGUACUCUGGGACUGCAGGUGACUCCCUCCUCAAGCACUCUGGGAUGCGGUUCACAACCAAAGACCGGGACCAGGACCAGUCGGAGAACAACUGUGCGGCUUACUACCAGGGGGCGUGGUGGUACCGUAACUGCCACACCUCCAACCUGAACGGCCAGUACCUGAGAGGAGGCCACGCCUCCUACGCUGACGGUGUGGAGUGGUCCAGCUGGACCGGCUGGCAGUACUCACUCCGUUUCACUGAGAUGAAGAUCCGACCCAACGCCAGACCAGAAUCCUGAACUCUGAUCUUUGACCUAAACUGGACUCCUGAUUAAACCUGACCUCAGACCUCUGAUCACGGACCUCUGACCAGUUUUGAACUAAAUGUGUUUUACAAAAUAUGACAGUUUGUUGUUAUGGUUCAAAGAAUCAGAUGAUGAUGAUGAGGUAGAGAUGAAGGUUUCAACAUUAAACAGUUUCUGAAGCAACGCCCCCCUCUGUUGUCCCUGUUUCUACAGGAUCUCACUGUUUAUCGAACAUAAGAUUUAAGAAAUCUUUCUUUUUUUACUCAAAAACUUAAAUCUAAUAAAUGUUUAAUAAAUGUUUAAUAAAUGUAAUAAAUGUUAAUGAUGAUAUUUCAAUAAAUGUGUAAUGAAUCACAGACAGGUCCAGGAACUUGG
This is a messenger RNA of Seriola aureovittata, 2114 nucleotides long. RefSeq names its product fibrinogen C domain containing 1a (gene fibcd1a). The coding region runs from base 372 to 1733 and encodes 453 amino acids. The record is from RefSeq and is a predicted model, not a curated record. The transcript has 9 exons. NCBI's taxonomy places the organism in Eukaryota, Metazoa, Chordata, Actinopteri, Carangiformes, Carangidae.